AGAGCCGCCCGGAGCAGGCCGAGGUCCGGUCGCGGCGCCCCCGGCUCCGCCAUGGUGCAGGCCUGGUACAUGGACGAGUCGGCCGACGACCCGCGGCUGCCCCACCGCACGGAGCCCGCCCGCCCGGUCGGCCUGGACCAGCUGCGCCGGCUCGGCGUCCUCUACUGGAAGCUGGAUGCUGACAAAUAUGAGAAUGAUCCAGAAUUAGAGAAAAUCCGAAACGAGAGAAACUACUCCUGGAUGGACAUAAUUACCAUAUGCAGAGACAAACUACCAAAUUACGAGGAGAAGAUUAAGACAUUUUACGAGGAGCACCUGCACCUGGAUGACGAGAUCCGCUACAUCCUGGACGGCAGUGGCUACUUCGACGUGAGAGACCAGGACGACCGGUGGAUCCGGAUCUUCAUGGAGAAGGGGGACUUGAUCACCCUUCCCGCCGGCAUCUACCACCGCUUCACGCUGGACGAGCAGAACUACGUGAAGGCCAUGCGGCUGUUCGUGGGCGACCCCGUGUGGACACCGUACAACCGGCCAGCCGACCACCUGGAGGCCCGCGGGCAGUACCUGCGGUUCCUGGCGCAGUCCACGUAGCCCGCCCCGGCCUCCUGCUGCAGGUCCGCUGUGGUGGCUGCAGGAAGUCCCCCGUUUUCUCCUUUUUCUGGCUGCAGCCGAGGCUGGGGGGGCUUCCCUCUCAGGAUUGUUUGAUCAGAGUGCGCGCUGAUGACUGACUCGUCCCCGGCAGCAUCUGGGCAGAUCUGCCGCUUUUCUCUGGCUCGGGAUCGGUGGGUCGGUGGCCCUGGGUCCGCUGGUGCCUUCAGCUCUAACCCAGCGAGUUUGUCGCCUCGAACGCCGACGCUUCGCUGCCCCGUGACUCUUGGCCUCUAAGCAGAUGCCCAUCCAUCAAGGCCACCUGUGUGUGUGUGGGGGGUGACAGCAGUGACAGGCCCUGCCGGGGAGGAGACACGGGGGCGCUGGUGGGGGAAGCCGGGGGACAAGCUGGUGUGUUGGGGGGACGCUCACUUGCUGAUGCCACUUCUCUGUUCCAGAUAAAGUAGCGCCUUAAUUUUCUGCUUGCGGCUUGGGGUUGCCCUGUAUGUACUACAGCACAUUAAAAUCACCCCCUUCAUGUAAACUGG
Molecule: messenger RNA, 1136 nt
Organism: Sus scrofa (pig)
Lineage: Eukaryota; Metazoa; Chordata; Mammalia; Artiodactyla; Suidae
Gene: ADI1
Product: acireductone dioxygenase 1
Molecular function (GO): acireductone dioxygenase [iron(II)-requiring] activity
Source: RefSeq, marked validated